Oncorhynchus masou masou (cherry salmon) is the source of this 1871-nucleotide messenger RNA. RefSeq names its product potassium voltage-gated channel subfamily E member 4-like. Gene Ontology annotation, cellular component: membrane. The record is from RefSeq and is a predicted model, not a curated record. NCBI's taxonomy places the organism in Eukaryota, Metazoa, Chordata, Actinopteri, Salmoniformes, Salmonidae. The coding region runs from base 52 to 645 and encodes 197 amino acids. The transcript is spliced from 2 exons. Gene Ontology annotation, biological process: potassium ion export across plasma membrane; regulation of heart rate by cardiac conduction; ventricular cardiac muscle cell action potential. Gene Ontology annotation, molecular function: transmembrane transporter binding; potassium channel regulator activity; voltage-gated potassium channel activity involved in ventricular cardiac muscle cell action potential repolarization.
UUCGAUAGGCGCACACUCCCACGAGGACACGGAUCACACUGCUGGGUUCACAUGUUCCACCGUUCUGUUGCUCGGAAACUUUUCAUUCCACCUCAAACUCCACUGAGGAUGGAGAAGUCACACAACUUCACAACGCACCAAGUUCUUCCCCUGCAGAGGGCUAAUGAUGCUUCCCAAACCGACAAAAGCAAUGGCAACGCAUACGUGUACAUUUUCAUAGUAAUCUCCUUCUAUGGAGUCUUCCUCGUUGGUAUAAUGCUGGGCUAUGUUCGCUCCAAAAGGCGGGAGAAGAGAAGGUCGAACGUUUUUACGCGCCUGGUGCACGAGGAGGAGCAGCGGGAAUGGGGCGCGCUGAAAAAGAAACACAGCAUCACCAUGACCUCCUUCCAGGUAUCGCUUCCCUUCUCCGCGGGGAGCCAGGAUGUCAAUGAAGGAAGGGUCCUGAGCUCCCCUCUGGCCUGCGCCCUGUUCUCCAUUGAACAAACCAGUGUCAGUUCACUGUGCUCCUCGGCCGACGCGCGCUUUGCCAUCGAGGAGGAGUCGGACAGCGGGACCGCGGAGGGACCGGACGAGACCCUGAAGGGCAGUUCUACUGACAACAGCGACGACUCCACAGAGAUACAGAUACUCAGAGAGGAACUGUGACGCUCAGAACAGAUGAUCAGAGGGGAAAUAAACGCAAAAAACUGCAGACUUUCCAUCCCUCUCCGUCAUAUAGGAAAUACGUGGAGAAGUUAAAGACUGGUAAAGUUUAGCUUGACAUAUGGAACAAUUGCUCUCUAACCAUCCGGUUCUGAGUAUUGAAACGUACCUGGAACCGACUUGAAAUAUAUUUUCUGUAACGAAAUCCUCUUAAGAUGUAGCCCAAUGAUUUCACUGUGCAGUGUUCAUAAUGUCUAUGUAGGUUUACUUGAGGUUGUUGUGUAAAUUGAAGAAGAAAAAAAACAGUUGAAAAAUAAUGAUCUGUUUAAGAGAUAUGGUUCUUCUUUACUCUUCUUGGGAAAUACAUGUUUUUAUUUUGAAAAAACUUUGUUGCAAUAUCUAGUUUUCUCCAAAAGGGGGCAGUGCUGCAGUAGUUUUACCCCACCUGUUGCUGGGGAACACCAGUCAUUUCAGUAGAAGUAACACAACAUAGGGUUUACUGUCCUUGCAUUGUCUUAUUUGUUCUGAAGUGUUGACAUUCUAAUUUAUAAAAUAAGAAGCAAUUUUUUUCAGGCAGUUAGCUGAUUAUUUAUUUUGAAUUAUUUACAAUUACAUAAUUUAGCACAAUUAGCAGACACUCUUAUCCAGAGCCACUUAAAGGAGAAAACAGGGUUAAGUACCUUGCUCAAGGGCACAUUGCCAGAUCUUUCACCUAGUUGGCUCGGAGAUUCGAAACAGCAUCCUAUAUCUGAAAAGUCAUCAUACGGUAAGAUUAGGCCAAACCAUCCCACCCACUGGAGAUCUUCCCAUGUGAUAGGAAUCCUGGGAAACGAGCAUGAAGAAUGCUGGGAUUUCUCCCAAUCGCUAUGACGACAACGCUACUACAGCCCAUCCCCCUCCAGGCUCCUACCCACACACCAUACCAUAUCAGCCCUGCUACAGACCAUAAUGCUCACAACUCACUCCAUUGACAACAUGCCAAACCAAAGUGAGGUAUGCCAAACCAAUAGUGAGGUAUGCCAAACCAAUAGUGUGAAAGAAAAGGAAUGUGUUUUAUGAUGCUAAUUAGAAUGUAAUGAACAAUAAACAAAAUUAACAGUAAACAUUACACAAGUUCCAAAAUAAAAAUACAUUUCAAAUGUCAUAUUAUGUCUAUAUACAGUGUUGUAAUGAUGUGCAAAUAGUUAAAGUACCAAAUGAAAAAUAAAUAUAUGUAGUUGAAGUCAGAA